UGGUUGCUGUCUAGCUGAAGACAUGAUUUUGUGGUAGGAUGUUGAGGGCAUGAUGCCCAUUUUUUCUGUUGAAGCAGCUGAAGCAUGGGAUUCUUUGAGCGAUGAUAAAGAAAUUGUUAACAGUUACGAGAGGUUAACGGCUCUUGAUGGGAAGCGGAGGUUUGCAUUAGCAGCUGCAGGAUCUCACAAGGAAGAGGUUGGCAGACUAAGAGAAUAUUUUGAAGAUGUAGAUCAGACUUGGGAGACAUUUGAGAAGACACUAUGGGGUCAUAUUUCCAACUUCUAUAAACUUUCUAAAGAAAGCCCACAAACUUUGGUUGUGCUUUAAGGGUUGUUGAAAUGCAAGAAAUCCUUGAUCAACAACUUGCUGAGGAAGCAGCUGAAGCUGAGGGAGGUGGUGCAAUGGCAUCAAUUGCAAAUCCUCGUAGAACUGCCAAGAAGUCUACUAAUGUAACAGCUUCUUCAAGGAGUCUAAUGCAGCAGAAAUUGAAGGUUCAAGGAAAAGGCUAUAAGGAUAAAUGCUAUGAGCAAAUAAGGAAGACUGUUGAAGGACGGUUUAACAAACUUCUUACUGAGCUUGUUUUCGAAGACCUUAAAGCAGCAUUAGAGGAAGCUCGAACAAUUGGUGAAGAGCUUGGAGAUAUUUAUGACUAUGUUGCUCCUUGUUUUCCUCCAAGAUAUGAGAUAUUCCACCUCAUGGUAAAUCUGUAUACUGAGAGGUUUAUUCAGAUGCUUAGACUGCUCAGUGACAGGGUGAAUGAGCUAACAAAUAUAGAGAUUUUGAACGUCACUGGUUGGGUGGUUGAAUACCAAGAUAAUCUGAUUGGGCAUGGGGUUGACGAGUCUUUGGCUCAAGUUUGUUCUGAGAGUGGUGCCAUGGAUCCCCUCACGAAUUCAUAUGUAGAGAGAAUGCUAGCUACGACAAGGAAAUGGUACUUGAAUAUCUUGGAAGCUGAUAAGGUACAGCCACCAAAGAAAACAGAAGAUGGAAAGCUGUAUACACCAGCUGCUGUUGAUUUAUUCAGGAUCCUAGGAGAGCAGGUGCAAAUUGUUCAGGAUAAUAGCACUGAUGUCAUGCUAUACCGAAUUGCUUUGGCAAUCAUUCAGGUGAUGAAUGAUUUUCAAGCUGCUGAGAGGCAGAGACUUGAAGAACCUGCUUCUGAAAUUGGUCUGGAACCUUUGUGUGCAAUGGUUAACAACAAUCUACGCUGCUAUGAUCUUGCAAUGGAGCUAAGUAAUAGCACCACGGAAGCUCUUCCACAAAACUGUGCCGAGCAGGUUAAUUUUGAAGACACUUGCAAGGGUUUCCUAGAGGUUGCAAAGGUGUUUAAUAAAGAUAUAAGAAAAUCAUUGAUAUUUAGGGAGGAUUGUGAACGUGUUAACCAGAAUUUCCAGAUUGAAGAGAUGGCGGAAGACAUGCCAAAUCCAUGGCCUUGUCAUCCGUUGCUCGAAGAAGAAGAUGUGGAGGUUGAAGUCUUCACGGAGGAGGUGCAUAAGGCAGCAACCAGAGGCAAACUAUGUGUAGUUGGGAAAUUAUUUGUAGAUAGAUAUGUGAGCAUGGAGACCCUCAAGAAUGCCCUGAUGAAAUGGUGGAGACCUCUGGAGUCUUUAAUAUUCAAAGUGCUGGGUGAAAAUCUCUUUCUUAUUGAGUUUGAAAAUACUCGAGAUAAAGAGAAGGUUCUUAAGGGUAGACCCUGGGUCUUCGAAGGUGAUCUAUUUUUGGUGGAAGAUUUUGAUGGCCUUUUAGCGCCUUCAAAAAUAGCUUUCAAUAGAGCGUCAUUUUGGAUACAAAUGUUUCACCUACCAUUGGUCUGUAUGAACAGGGAAGUGGGAAAGAAAAUAGGGGCUAUUGUCGGAGAAGUGGAAGAGGUUGAUACGGAUGCGGAAGGGAUCGGUUGGGGGGAAUACUUAAGAGUUAAAAUCUCUUUAGAUUUGUCAAAACCUCUUUCCAGGGGACGUAAAUUGAAGCUGGAAGGGAAAUUAACAUGGAUUGCCUUCCAAUAUGAAAGGCUCCCAAAGUAUUGCUUCCAUUGCGGAGUCAUCCGACAUGGGGGGGGGGUGCCCGAAGAAGAGUAA
Molecule: messenger RNA, 2076 nt
Organism: Corylus avellana
Lineage: Eukaryota; Viridiplantae; Streptophyta; Magnoliopsida; Fagales; Betulaceae
Source: RefSeq, a predicted model, not a curated record